GUCUGCUCGAUGCUUAAGUGCGGGACCAAUUAAGGACCAAUCUUGGGCACUCUCGUUUCGGCACGUUUUAGCGUUAUUCGUAAUUCUCGUGCUCACGACUUAAUCUUUUACCUUAUGAGAGAUUCCAUGGCAGCGCAUAAUUCUAUUUUAGCCGCUUUAUUUGCUUUUUAUACGUUGAUUUAUGUUGUCGAUUGUACAUUGAAGGGGUCGACGAAUUUAUCGGAAAUACAUUAGAGUUUCGAUGCCGCGAAUGUUUUUUUUCUUUUCACUUUGGAGUUCUUCCUAUUGUGCUUUGUUUCCAUGCGCGAAACGCCCGAGACAAAAGAACACGUGACAACCAUGCUGGACCUCUUUGCGCCCAUUAAAUGUCUCCUGCAGGAAGAAUCCGUCCGUGUCGACAACGUGGUCUUCAGGCUACACUCUCGCGUUACCGUUCUCUUGUUACUCGUCUGCACCGUUCUCGUGACUGCUAAGCAGUACAUCGGCGAGCCGAUUUCUUGCAUGACUGAUGCUUCCAUCGAUAAAGAUCCUGUAAAUGCGUAUUGCUGGAUCUACAGUACGUUCACGGUGUCCCGACAUCUGAAAGGUAUUCCUGGAAGGGGUGUAGCGAGUGCCGGUGUAGGACAGGCCCUUCCGGAUGAUGAAGCCCGCCAUCAUCGAUAUUAUCAGUGGGUUUGUUUCGUUCUCGGCUUACAAGCAAUCCUCUUUUACGUGCCGCGCGCGUUAUGGGGCAUCUGGGAGAGAGGCACCAUCGGCCUUCUUUCACGGGAUCUCGCAUCACCCUUCCUGAGAGACGUUUGGACCGAAGAGAGAAAGCAACAACUGGUCGAGUACUUCGUUAGAACGAAUUUACAUGAUCAUAACUUCUACGCUAUACGUUUCUUCGUAUGCGAACUUCUGAACUUUUUAAAUUCAGUAGGACAGAUAUAUCUGUUGGAUACAUUUUUGGAGGGACAGUUCAGGCGAUACGGGCCGUUGGUGACCGCCCUCGUCGCGGAGGAGAAUCCUCGCGAUAGGAUUGAUCCCAUGGCGCGAUUAUUUCCGAAGGUGACCAAGUGCACAAUUCACACCUUCGGGCCGGCAGGCUCCGUUCAAACUCACGACGCCCUGUGCGUGCUGCCACUGAACGUGGUGAACGAGAAAAUCUUCGUUGUUCUAUGGUUCUGGCUGGUAUUUCUCGCAGGAGCUGGUUGCUUGGCGGUAAUCUAUAGGAUCAUAGUUUUCUCGCAACCCUGGGCGAGAAUAUACCUUUUGCGAGGCGCAGCUCGCGUGCUCGAGAGAUCUAAAGCCGAGCGUGUCGUACGUGUAUUCCACUUUGGCGAUUGGUUUCUGUUGCAUCAACUCGCACAGAACGUCAAUCCUAUCGUGUACAGGGAGCUGGUUAACGAGAUAGCGGAAGUCUUCACGACCAAGCUGCGGACUUCGCCUAGGUUCCUCGAUCUCGCCUAAAUAGUACUACGCGAAACUUAAAAUGUCCAUGCACGGAUGAUGCUUCAGCGGACGUUCUGGAAUUAAAUAUAAUGCGCGAUAACAAAAAGUAACGUGUAAGACGAAGCUGUGUAAUCAGUGUGUUUCUAAUAAAGGCAAUUAGAUAUUAU
Ooceraea biroi (clonal raider ant) is the source of this 1598-nucleotide messenger RNA. RefSeq names its product innexin inx2. Gene Ontology annotation, molecular function: gap junction channel activity. NCBI's taxonomy places the organism in Eukaryota, Metazoa, Arthropoda, Insecta, Hymenoptera, Formicidae. The record is from RefSeq and is a predicted model, not a curated record. Gene Ontology annotation, biological process: phototransduction. Gene Ontology annotation, cellular component: plasma membrane; gap junction.